This is a messenger RNA of Cryphonectria parasitica EP155, 685 nucleotides long. RefSeq lists its product as uncharacterized. Lineage: Eukaryota; Fungi; Ascomycota; Sordariomycetes; Diaporthales; Cryphonectriaceae. The coding region runs from base 193 to 540 and encodes 115 amino acids. The record is from RefSeq and is a predicted model, not a curated record. The transcript has a single exon.
GGCGUUUUCUUUUUUCUCUUUUCUUCAGCUCAGAUCGAAUUCAUCAUGGUCUAGAAGAGCGCGUCAACACACAAAAUCUUUCUCCUUUUGUUAUUCACUUUGUUCACAAUUGGGUUUCUUUUCUUUUUCUCAACUCAUUCGCAUUAUCACACGAUCGCUCAGUGACCCGCGCAGGGUCUCAAUAUUUUCUAAAUGGAAUGUAUAAUCGGGGAGAAAGGUGCCGCUUCUUACUGGUGCAUGGAAUCGGAUUACCUUUUUGGGGGGGGGACAAACUUGGGAAGGCCACGGGCUAUCACCAUACCACAUCUCGUUCGAAGGCGUUUUCUUGAUGAUUUUCUUGUUUUUUUUUUCUUUCUCUCUUGUCGCAGGCAGUGGCGUAUCAUGGGACGAAAAGCUCAUAUUUUCUUUGGCCUUGGGGGGCUCAUUGUCAUUGCGGGUUUUGAUUCCCAGAAUCAGCCAACACGGGAAGAAGAGAUCGCGAGGCCACGGCCCCGAUCACGAAGUCGAAGGACCGAGGAGAGAAUGAGACUCUGGAUAUGAAUUAACAUGAGAGGGGGGGAGAGUAGGAAAUACCAAGUAGAAGUGGAGGGAGGGUGAGCUGCGGAAGGAAAUGGGCGAGAUGGUAUUCUAGAGACGAAAUGUAAGCUAUGGCUCGCAGGAAAUAAAUUAUCAUCAUAUCAUGAAC